This is a messenger RNA of Strongylus vulgaris, 669 nucleotides long. The record is from the annotation of a GenBank genome assembly. Lineage: Eukaryota; Metazoa; Nematoda; Chromadorea; Rhabditida; Strongylidae.
AUGGAGGUUAACCACGGCCGCGAGCUAACUCGCGGUUACAGAAAAGAAGAUGUGGGGCGCAUCGUUCAAGCUAUUCGUAAAGGAUAUGAGACUCUCAUGCACGAUGAAAGAGGAGUUUCAGUGGAGCAGGAAACGACAAGGAGCAGGGACAAGGUAGCCAGAACUAACGCAAGACCAACUACGGAGAAGUCGCAACAGGACAGCAGCACAGAUGAGAGAGACAGAACCGAUAAAGUAGCUCACAAAUACCCCAUACGAGGGACAGAGCCCACCGAAAUGACAGCGAUGAACACAGAGAUACACGAGAACAAAUGGAGGACCGGAAAGAAAAACGGGCACACAGGAUCGCAGAAAAAAGCCGAUAGGGGGUUAAAGAGCAGCGGUGGUCUACUGAUGUGUGUAUUCUGCAAGGAGUCGGGAAGCACUGUUCGGAUGCAUGUAAGUGCCACUGGCAGAGUCGUCAUUUUAGACUACGAGGGAGAGUGCCAUCGCUGCCUAGACCGGCACACGGACAGUUGCUCGAAACCGACGCUGUUUGCUGUAAAAACAGUGGACGAGAAACUGCAUACGAUCAUCAUGCCGGCAGCUGCACCCCACCGGACGAAGUACCGGUUACGCCAGCCAGUAGGGAGCUUGAGGACAGAAUUGAGGAAUGUAGAACCGAACUGA